This is a messenger RNA of Aspergillus glaucus CBS 516.65, 1830 nucleotides long. RefSeq lists its product as uncharacterized. Bases 7 to 1830 code for a protein of 607 amino acids. Lineage: Eukaryota; Fungi; Ascomycota; Eurotiomycetes; Eurotiales; Aspergillaceae. The record is from RefSeq and is a predicted model, not a curated record. The transcript is spliced from 11 exons.
CCUCUUAUGACUGAAGUGGUUGAGGUCUCUACUGUUCUACCAGAGUACCCUCAGUCCCAUGUAAGUGGAUAUACAUAUAUCAUACCAUGUAAUCCACAAAAGCCUUUGGAUUAUAGAGGUAUAAUGCGUGGGCUCAAGAACCUACAUCAUACAAAGGUAACAGAGGAGACCUGGGGUAGAAUCCAGGAAGUACGGCGCCUCAUUGAGAUGGCAGGGGAUGAUGAGAGAAAAAGGAAUGCAUUAGGCAUUUAUAUUGGUGAAAACCGGCUUUUCAAACAGAAAAAAGCAUGUAGAGUACCAAAUACUACAUGUAAACCAGUCUUUGGCUGGUCUAUAGAGCCAAAUAUUGCAGGCAUUUACCACCCUUACAUUUGUUGUAUUCAUCGGAAACCAUUGCAAGCUCAUAUACAGCCAGACCAUUAUUUCAAGAGUCUUAGCUUCCGGACUGACACUGAUCUUGUAUUACUUGGACAAUAUUUCAAUCAAGCAGUCCAGCCAGACCUUACACAAUGUGGAGCAAUUGAAAGUACAGGAAGUCGGAAGGCAGAAUGUAAAGAUAUUCAGAAGUGCCCUUACUUUUUAUUUACUUCACAUGGAAUCCAUACACACCCACCACCUCCUCCGACCAAGACACCUCUUGAUAUUCUUGAAGAAUUACGACGGAUUAUUCAGGAUAUAAAAGAUCCUGACAUGACAACUGGUUCCUUUCUCUGCAACCCUCGGAUCAUUGAAUAUUGCAAUGAAAGAAAUGCUGAGAGCCUUUCUGGUCUUCAUGCCACUCUUGUUACUCAAGAUCGAAUCAAGUCUUUGAUUGACAAAGAAAAAAUAGCUCUCUUCCCUAAAGGGCAAGAGGUAAAUGGUUUGAUAUUUCAAUGUCAAAGAGAGCCAAAGUUGAGGGAAUAUGUUCAACACACCUUUCAGGAUAAUGAGAAUACACUUAUUAUCCUUGCUCACCAAGCACAGUUUAAGCUAUUACAAUCUCUUAAGAUGUUUGAAGUUGAUAUGAACUAUAAACGGCUUAGGCGGAAGGAUUUGAAUGAGAUUGUUUUUGCAGCAUUUUUACCACUACAUGGAAAAGUUGUGACUCUUUGUCGGGCCUUUACAAAUCGCCAGGAUGCUGAUGGAUAUGAAGACCUAUUUCAAAAGGUCUUUGAACUCAUGGAAAAGCAUACUAAUCAGCCCAUUUGCUUUCAUUACUUACAUGGAAGUGGAUUUGAGAGUAUUACAUUAGAUAUGGAUGAGGGUCAGAUGUUAGGUCUUGGUCAGUAUCUCUCUAGUAUUGAUCCUGAACGGAGACCUGCAAGAUGGCAUAUUCCACAUAUUAUGAUCACCUGCCGUGUUCACUUUUUCCGAGGUAUUGAAAAGGCUAUUGGACAGAGGAAACGUGGUACAACUGCUUUUCAAACAAUGGCCUCAUUAUUAAACUGUGAAACACAGCUGGAUUAUUAUGAGAUAAUACAGCUUUUACAGGGAUAUGAAGAUGAGGCUAUUAUGCAUUGGGCAAGCCAUAAAGCAGAUCCAUUAAUUGCUGCAGGUUUAAAUAAAACCUGCUCAUCAAUGGAUUCUUCUUUUUUUGACAAUGCAAGAAUGCAUACAAAUGCAGGUGAGCAAUCACAUAAUAAGAUAUAUGUCUUUGGUGGAACCUGGCUUUCAAUAUUAAAGGCCGCACAAUGUGCACGUAUUUGUGAUGCAAGGGAUAUAGAUCAAUAUAAUGCAAGACAGGACCUUGGUAUUCAACAUAGCUAUCAAUCUGAUUCUAUUCCAUCCCGGCAUUCAAGGAAAAGCUUACAGGAAGGCAAGUAUGGUAAUAGUCUACUGGUUUAUAACUAG